UCGGUGAACACAGGGUUAAGUUUUCCUCUUCCAGCGUUUAUCCCUCAUAAUGGGAUGUGCCUCCGAGUCGCUCUGCUGGUUUAAGCUGCAGCAGGUCAACAUAUUCAGCGCAAGAGGCGGUGCGACAUGGGCUGAGCCUAUUUGCAGGGAAAUGAGCUGUGGACUGUGAGCUGCUCAGUGGUCGUCAUUUCUCCCGACGAGGAGCUGGUGGGCCUCCGACAGACAUGGCGACACGUGGAAGUGUGUGGCCGACAGGAACCGCCGGCCGUCGGGUGGAUUAACCGGGGAUCGGGUGAGCGUCGGCGGGCAAGUACUGAACCAUUUUUUCCGCUCCCACUCCUCGGAACCCUGCGAUGCGCUCCGUAGAGGAAGCGGGUUUCGCAGACAUCCGGAAAACGCAUCCAUGCGCCACGGCAACCCUGCAUCCCGAUAUGCUCCUGACAACACAAAGCCUGGCUUCAAUUAGCUGCAGUUCAGAACCGCACAUGCAAAUCGGCAUGGGUGCGUCAAAACGGUCAUUGCGCUUUGUUUUGUGGCUGAGGCUUCGGAGUGCAGUUCUGCAAUGAGACAGUCGGGGAUGAUCAAGUAAGACUUUAUUGAUACAUAUUUCGACAAUAUGGCUGAUCAGAGCAACAUUCAGUCCGCCGCCUCUAAGAGCAUCCGGCCCUUUAAAUCCAGUGAAGAAUACCUGUAUGCCAUGAAGGAGGACCUGGCUGAAUGGCUGAAGACCCUCUACGACCUGGACGUCACUGCGGACACCUUCAUGGAUGCGCUGGAGACGGGCUGCGCCCUGUGUCGGCACGCCAACACCGUGAACCGCGCAGCGCAGGAAUUCCAGUUGGAGAACCCGGAGGCUGUGAAGUCCAUGAAGGUGCCGUCGAAGGAUGUUGUCUUCCAGUCACGGAACGUGAUCCCCGGCUCGUUCCUGGCGAGGGAUAACGUCUCCAACUUCAUCACCUGGUGCAGGCAGGAGCUCUGGAUCAAGGACGUCCUCAUGUUUGAGACCAACGACCUGGUGGAGAGAUGCAACGAGAAGAAUUUCAUCCUGUGUCUCCUGGAGGUGGCGCGGCGGGGGUCCAAGUUUGGCAUGCUUGCGCCCAUGCUGAUCCAGCUGGAGGAGGAGAUCGAAGAGGAGAUCCGGGAUCAGGAGAGCCUGCAGGCCGAGGGAGCUGAGCAGGCCGAAGAGAUGAGCUCACCGAGCAGGUGUUACAGUCGGAAGGAGAGCUGUCACAGUGUGGAGGAUGAGGAGGAACCGGAGCCGGAGCCUUACGUCUGGCCACAGAAGAGAGUUUUAUGUGACAUGCGAAACCUGGAUGAACUGGUACGUGAAAUCCUUGGCCAGUGUUCCUGUCCAGCUCAGUUUCCUAUGAUUAAAGUGUCUGAAGGGAAGUACAAAGUAGGAGACUCCAGUGCUCUGAUCUUCAUCAGGGUCCUCCGGACUCAUGUGAUGGUGCGUGUCGGAGGGGGCUGGGACACGUUGGAGCACUAUUUGGACAAGCAUGAUCCGUGUCGCUGUGCUGCAUUCGCUCACCGCUACCACCAGGCUAAAGCAAGUGGUCAAAGCCAGGGAGCCCAGAGCAAGUCCUCUAGUGCCCACUCCUCCCGCUCCACCAGCCCAGGUCCACACUGGAGGAAUGAGGGCAUUUCAACUUACAAACCCAACGACAGGCGCUCCUUGGAGCCUCUCUCUGCUCCAAGUGUAUCCUCUUCCUCCUCCUCUUCCUCCACACGACCUGGUCGAUCCCAAAAUUCAUCUGUCCGUACGGAGGUGGACGCUGCUGGAGCUCGAACUCUGCUCCCUAAGCCACAAAGAGAUCGCUCAGAGCCGCGCCACUUUAAUCCUCUCAGGAAUAAAGAAACGUUGACAAGACGUCUCUCUGGAGAUAGUGACUCUUCCACAGCCUCCUCUAAAGGAGGAGGGGGAGGCGGGCGGCAGUCACUCGGUGGGCCUUCACGGCGCUCUGGUGAACAAGUGGUACUACUUGUCAACCGCAAGGAAGGAAAGCAUAUGAUUGAGAGAGCAGGAGCAGGCAAUCAAACCCCAUCCACAUGUUUCUCGACUCCCCGUGCACGCAGCCAGUCGCGGGAACGUUCUUCGCUUCCGCCAACACUAAAACCCAACCCACCAACAGGAUCUUCUGAUGGUACACGGACGUCUCGGACAGACAGAGGGCGCUCUGUUGGAAAUGACGGUCCGAGGAGGCUCCAUGUUCCUCGUUCUCACAGCCAGAGUAAGUUAACAAGCAGCACUUUGUCAAGUGAUGGCAGCCCUGCACACUGUUCCUCUCCUCGGGCUUCCCAGCGCCCACCUUCAGAAAGACAUGCAGAUCUGCCUAAACAGGUAGCCCCAUCCUCUCCUAGAGGGGGUGUUGCUUUCAGUAAGAAGCAGUCAUUCUCAUGCAACAACUCGCCAGUUAAAGGAGUCCAAAGCAACAACAGCAGCCCUGUCAAAAAGGCUGUCACUACUCCUAGACCCCAAGUUCCCCGUUCACCAUCCACAGGAAAAGGCAAGCUACUACCCCCUGUCACCUCUGGAGGGCGACGUCCACCACACUCAUCUCCUCGUAACUCUAACAACUGUGCUACCCGCUCCCCUCGACUCUCACAGGCUCCUCGAUCAGCUGUCCGAGGCCAGCCUAAAAACAUUUCUCACAUGGAGAACCAGGAGGCUGGAGAGGACGGGUCUGGGUUAGGCUACCAAAUGCUGCCACCAUUUGACCCUCAGAAAGAACAGGACCUCUAUCGCAGCUUCGAGGCUGAGUUUCUGGCCAAUUCCCAGCAGGUCAAGGGGAAUUUUACUGGUAAGGCUGUAGGAAGAGCAACACUACAGGUAGCACAUGCACUCACUGAGUCUGCUCUGUCUGAUUCUGCUUCUUCUUCCUCUAACUCCUCCACUUCUUCCCUAAAUGUGGGUGCAAAGAUUGGAAGUCUGCCUUACCUCAAGCAAUCCAAGAGGACUAACCUCCAACACUUCCCACCAGAGGACCCUUUAAAUAUACUUUAUGGACAAAAUCUUGGCGAACUUGAUGGUUUGGGUCACACAGAGCGUGAGCACUGGGGGGAAUGGAAAGGGGGUCUCAAGAAACUCCCCGCAAUUUCUAGCUUAGUAGAGAAAAGGGAAGCUCCAGCUUCUUUGCCUGGCCUUAGAGAUACUAAGUCCGAUGAGCUAAUGAAUCAUAUUCCCUCCCAACCUGCUAUAGAUAGCAGGAAUAUGAAUGGAGAACAUGGGUGUUCUCCUACAGGUGGACUCUCAGGUCAAAAAUGUCCACUUGACUUGAGCUCAGUGACAGAAGGAGAUGUUCCCCUAGAAAAUCACCUGCCUAAUCUACCAUAUGAUCUUGAAAAUGGUGGCAACAGUGAUAACCUCCUGCCUCCAGAGGGUCGUCUAUCACCUGUACCCCUUGCACCAUCUGAGGACUGCUCUUUCCAGGAUUCCUCAAGUGAAAACUCCUCAAUGUCCUUUAGCUUGAGUGAAUCCCGCUCCGGGUCUCCUCCAACAUCCUUAAAAAUAACCAAUGGGGAAAAUGGACAACGCAAUGAAGUCUCGAUCUCCGAGCAUAAACCGGGUGUAAAGUUAAGGCCUUGUACUGACGAUAGGCUGCAGAACACCCCCUCACGAAUCCCCACCCCUGUCAGACACAAAAAUGUUCACACUAACAAAACUCUGUCCCCCUGCAAUACGCCGCCACUGUCACGUAAGACCUCCCAUCCUGCUUUAUGCAAGAACUUGCACCAGAACUUCACAGACAUUAUUCUUCCUCAGUCUCACUCUCCAGCCGUAGGCAACAAAGACUGCUCCUACCCUGCACAAGGAAGCCUAGACACUGAAGCUAUAGCACAAAACUGAUUGCUGCAGCAGGCUCUUUGACUACUGUGUAACUGAAAAAAGACUUACAUUUGGGCUAAAAACUGUUGUCACUGCAUGUUAAACAACUUUUCAUUAAGAUUUUUUUUAAAGAUGCACCGAUAAAAGAAUCGUGGCUGAUGUCUGAUCUCUGAAUUUUAGAAAGCCUUGACCUGCCAAUACUAAUUUUUGUUUAUUAUAAGAAGUUAGUAUCUCAAGAACUCUAAAAAUUAAUGUUAAAAAUGCAGCAGUUGUUGUAAAACAGGGUUUUAUUAAUGUAAAACACACAUUUUAACACUGUCUUUAGUAUCAUUAGUAAUAUUGGUAGUGUAGACUAUAAAUGCUAACAUUAACUUGAGUGUUUCCUAAAGGCAGGCAUCAUUUCUAGAACCGGCAUUUUCCAUGGCAGACUUAGGUUAAGAACUCAAACGUGUGAAAAUGAGCAGCUUUACUAUUGGAUGUUUAGCUUUCUUAGUACCUACUGAAGUGAGCUCUGAGUAUUUAUUUAUUUUUGCCAAUAUGCCAAAAGAUCCUCAAGCCAGGCAUAGAUUGACAUCCUGAUGCAGAAGAUUCACUUCUAUAAUUUAUUCUUUUUGCACAAAAUGACCCAAACUUCAAAAUUUCAAAAUGAACGUCAUGACUAGCACCUGCCGAGGUCUAGUUUUGUAAAUUAUGAACACAUUUUAAGUUUGAGUCCUUUAUUGUCAGUAUCUUUAGCUCUAGUCCUAUGGCUUAACUCAACUUAUUUAGUGCCUACAGUUCGAUAACCUUUUUGAGUUCAUCUUGGCUGGGCAAGCUGUAAAUCAUCUGAUUUCGGUCACUAACAUAUUUCUUGGCGUAUCUCCGUUGUUUUCCUGUUGGGGUCCAUUUUGCUUUUUUUGCACUCAAGCCAAAUUCUUUAUUACCAAAGGAAUGGUCUUUAUUUUUAUCAUGAUAUUGUUUGCAUGGGGCUGUUUUUGCCAAUAAUAGUGUUUUUUUUCUCCUAGCUGCACACAUUCUCACAGUUGACAUCCAGAGAUAGAAGAACAUAUGUGCUGCCAUGUGCCGCACCACAGGGCAUGGUUAUGUGCCAUGUAUUUGAAGCAUCAGCUUUAUAAAACUGCACUAACACUAAAUCUAUGGUCAAAUGGACCUUUUUCUGUUGCAGUUGGUCAUCAUCUCUCAGUUUACUUUAGUAGUCAGAAUACUGGUACUAAAACUGUAGGAUUCUACACAUUACUGAUGUUAAUAGAAGGUUUAGUAUAUAAAUACAUACAUUUUAUUCAUUGUGUAACAUGCAUACUCAACAACAUAGAUUCAGCUGACCUUGUGAUGCAUAAAUUAUCAACUAAUCUCUGUACAGCAGUCAGUCAUUAUAGCCAAGGUUAAUAAUAUUUAUUUAAUUCUCAAUUUGUGUCUAAUUUGGUUAUUUUAAUGCAGAAUAUGGUUUUAAUUUAUACUUUUAAAUGGCCGAAUUAUGAAAAAUAUAAAGAGAUUUGUGUUAAUUGCGUCAUUGUCACUGAAACGGAAAGUUGAGAGCUCCUUCUUUGACCAAACAGCACUCUGGUGUUCAGCGUUUAAUAUGUAUGAGCAGCAGGAAUCGCACGCUGACGAGAAUGAAUGUGUAAAUACAUGCUGGGUGGGUGUUUUUGUAAAUACAAGGCAUGGAAUAUACAGUUUUAAUGUACAUACUUUGCUGUAAUAAGGCCCAUCAUGCCUUAGCUAUGCAAUUCAUAUAUGGUGUUGGAAAAUGCCUUGACAACUCCCUUUGCCUUAAAUGUUUAGUCAUGAAUUUAUUUUUGAAUGUUUUUGUAGCUUGAAUUUGGUAACACUACAUUACCAUAAUUUACUGUUUAUUGUGAAAUAAAUCGAAAGUAUUUAAUGUGAAUGUUUAAAAUUUUUUUUUGAAGAACAUUGGCUACUUUAAUUGUACAUUAAAUUUGAUGUAAAGUUACACUCCUUGAGAAAUCCUAAUGUAUUCCAUCCUGAUUAAACAAACUGAUGGGGACAUCUAGUGGCUAAAAGAGAUAUUUGUUGUAUUAUUUUCCUGCAUAUGCUUAUAUUGUCAUGAUCUGAUUAGAACCAGUAACAAUGGAAUGACCCAAUGGACACAAAUGGAUAAAGCAAGGCGCUAACUUGAGUGUCUGCAAAAGGCUUGAAUAAUUGAUGUGUAACUGGAUAUGGAGGUUUUCUUUUGUUUUCAAGCUGCUGUUGCAUCAGUAGAGAGCACACCAGACUCCAGAAGCAACUACAGCACUGUUUUAUGUAAUCAAGAGGCGCACAUUUUGUAAAAUUAAUUUGAAAGUAUAAAAGUCUUUACUGAGACUUCAAAACGUCUUAUAUUGAGGGUUUUAGUGUGGAUAAUGUGGAAUAUAUGCAUGUUUUGCAGCACGCUGUAAGUGAAUGGCCUAAAAAGAAAGUGUAGAGAUUGUGUGUAUGUAUGUACAUAUGAUAUGGUAAUAUGUACAGAGUUGGAGUAAAGAAAGAAAGGAUGUUGAUCUAAUUUAUUUAUUUAUGGUGUCAGCUCUGACUGAGCUCAGAUGACCUCUGUGUCCAGUAGACUGAAGGUGAACGGGGUUUGGAGAACCCAGCAAUGUGAGGAGAUCUGUUGAAAUAUUGCCACCUACAAAAUGGAACAACCCUUUUAAAAAUAAAUAUUUGGCUUAGUUUUUUAACUUUUAAAGAUGCACAUAGCCUUUAAUAAUUUAGUCUGCAUCAGUCUUGUUGGAGCCAUAGGUUUUACAUGUAUAAACUUAUUGAUACCUAUGUUUGUUGAAUUUAAAAUUUGUUUUGAUGCAUUUAAAUAUAAUUUUUACUGGUAGUCUAAACCUACCAGCUACAUAAGCUGUGACAUCAAGAAAGCAUGGGAAAAUUUUUGACAUUCAUAAGAUUUAUUAUUAUAAUUUUAAAAAAGCCUGCUUUUUGUGCACACCAUUUUGAAAUAUUAUGAGACUCAGACUCUCACUUGUCUUUAAUCUAAAUCGGUGAAAUCUGAAUGUUUGUGAUGUGAUGCCAUUUUACCAACAAAAAAAAAGAAGAAAGAUGUACAGAUUGCUGGAUCUUGUGUACUAUGUAAGUAUACAAAAGUGAUACUGAAAAAAGUUUUUUUUUCUAAUUCUUAAAAUGCUUUCAAGUUGUUCUUGUAAUAAACACUUUUCUUCUGAGA
This is a messenger RNA of Xiphophorus maculatus (southern platyfish), 6989 nucleotides long. RefSeq names its product growth arrest specific 2 like 1 (gene gas2l1). Lineage: Eukaryota; Metazoa; Chordata; Actinopteri; Cyprinodontiformes; Poeciliidae. The transcript has 5 exons. Gene Ontology annotation, cellular component: cytoplasm; microtubule plus-end; actin filament. Bases 617 to 3847 code for a protein of 1076 amino acids. Gene Ontology annotation, biological process: protein localization to microtubule plus-end; regulation of microtubule polymerization or depolymerization; microtubule bundle formation. Gene Ontology annotation, molecular function: cytoskeletal adaptor activity; actin filament binding; microtubule binding. The record is from RefSeq and is a predicted model, not a curated record.